GUCCAGUCCGGCUAUGAAGCAAUCGCUCCUCCGCGCUCCCAAAGCGGGGUUUCCAUUGCGCGGGAAAACGAAGAAGGUCCCGCUUCCCAUUUUCAAUCCCCAGGGGAGUCCUAAUUCCGAGUGUCUCGAUGUUUCCUUCUCCGCUUCUCCUCCUCCAAUUUCCAAAAUCACUGACAACCUUUCGGUUACUUCAUCGAAUUCGGUGAACGCCGCGGCUGGAGAUCUUGAUGAGGUAGAAUCGAAUUAUUCGAUGAUUUCUCUUUUACUGGAGAACUCCGAUCAAUCUGGGCUAUCAGAGUUUCCACCCGUGCCCUUGCUGGAACCCGUCGGAGCUGCUACGGAGAACCUGAGGGGAGCGAGCACAUCAGUUGAGCCGGCGGUUUUCACUGAAGAUAUUGUAAGAGGCGGACGAAGUUGUGCGGAGGAGAUCUUAACGGAGUCGUCGGAGAUGACCGCUCAACCAGAAGCUCAGAUCAUCCUGGAAAAUUGCUCUGCGGAGGAUGAAGGAGAGCGGAAUCUGGAGUUAGCGAUAGCUGGAUUCUCAGAAGCGAUGGAGAAGCUCUGCGAUGCGAUCAGGGAGGUGUUAUUGCCCCAAAUUGAACAGAGGAAGCGACGAAACGGGAGUGAUGGUGUCUUCUUCUUCCUUGUAAGGGUGGGGGAGCUGACGCUGGCAUUCUUUAUCGGUGCUGUGCUGGUCUCCGUUCUCCUCAUCGCGGUGGCUUCUGAAGGCUACCUAAUCUUGAAUAACUUGUCGGAGUUCAACGGACCUGCUCCGUCGUGAUUCAGUCGGCCAGGUGCUGGAAAUAGUUAACCGUGGUUUUUAAAGACUUUCAAGAAAAGCAACAUAUCGAUACAAUUCUUGGUUAUUUGAUUUGAAAAUUAGUUGUAAUCAGAUGAUUAAAAAACUGAAGAUAAUCCUAUCGGAUAAAAAAAUUGUAUAAAUCAAUUGAUGCGUAAAAGUAGUUAUGAUAGAUAGAUAGAAAGAGUUUCCUGUAUUUCAGUUGAGAUUUGCACACCCUAUUACAAUCGAAUCGA
Molecule: messenger RNA, 1035 nt
Organism: Dendrobium catenatum
Lineage: Eukaryota; Viridiplantae; Streptophyta; Magnoliopsida; Asparagales; Orchidaceae
Exons: 3
Coding region: 14-781 (255 amino acids)
Source: RefSeq, a predicted model, not a curated record